Stegostoma tigrinum is the source of this 2431-nucleotide messenger RNA. It is a transcript of the gene nit1, whose product is annotated as nitrilase 1. Bases 1420 to 2298 code for a protein of 292 amino acids. Gene Ontology annotation, molecular function: hydrolase activity, acting on carbon-nitrogen (but not peptide) bonds, in linear amides. The transcript has 6 exons. The record is from RefSeq and is a predicted model, not a curated record. NCBI's taxonomy places the organism in Eukaryota, Metazoa, Chordata, Chondrichthyes, Orectolobiformes, Stegostomatidae.
UCCCUAUCCCCUUAUCCCCCCACUUCCCAUCAUCCCCCCUCCCAUCAUCCCCUUCCCAACAUUCCCCUCAUCCCAAUUCCCAUCAUUCCCCCGUCCCCUUCCCAUCGUUCCCUAUCCCCUUAUCCCCCUACUUCCCAUCAUUCCCUAUCCCCCCACUUCCCAUCGUCCCCCUUCCCAUCAUUCCCUAUCCCCUUAUUCCCCCAUCCCCUUCCCAUCAUUCCCUAUCCCCUCAUUCCCCCCAUCCCCUUCCCAACAUUCCCCCAUCCCAAUUCCCAUCAUCCCUGUGUGAAAGGGUUAGGAUUAGGAUUAGGAUUAGGGUUGGGUAAUCCCUGAUCCCAGUAACCACCCCUUCCCCAUUCUAUCAUCAUGUGCCCCCAGUAACUGUCCCCCUUUUACCCCCUUUCCCAUCAUCCCCUUAUCCCCAAACUUCCCAUCAUCCCCAUCCCCCUAUCACCCCCCCAUCAUCCUUAUCCCCCAUCCCCCCCUUUCCAUCGUCACCCCCAUCCCCUUAUACCGCCUUCCCAUCGUUCCCCCAUCCCCUUAUCCCGCCUUCCCAUUGUCUCCCAUCCCUCAACCCCAUGUAUCCCACUUCCCAUCAUCCCCCAACCCUUUAUCCACUUCACUUCCCAUCAUCCCCCAUAUACCCCACUUCCCAUCAUCCCCCAACCCUUUAUCCACUUCACUUCCUAUCAUGCCCCAUAUACCCCACUUCCCAUCAUCCCCCAACCGUUUAUCCACUUCACUUCCCAUCAUCCCCCAUCCCCUUAACCCAACUUCCCGUCACCCCCAUCCCCUUAUACUCCCUUCCCAUCAUCCCCCAGUGAUCUCUCCUCCUGCAUUACCCCAAUUUCCUUUAUCCUCCCCAUCAUCUGCCCUCCCACAGUAACCACCCCUCCCCUUUACCCUGAUUCCCAUCAUCCCCUACCCCCUUUAUCUCAGACCCGAGUAAUCACCCCUCUCCCUUUACCCCCAUUCCCAUCAACCCCUACCCCCUUAAUCCCUGAUCCAUUCCAUCAGCAUACACCCCCAGUAACUGCCCCCCCAUUCCCAUUAUCCCUCUUCCCAACAUCACCAACCCCACAGCCUACACCCCCAUCCCUCACAUCUCCUAGCCUUCACAAGCCCUCCCCAGCCACACAUCCCCCUACCCCACACAUGCAAAAUCCCAUCCCCCCAAUCUCCAUCCCUCACAUCCCUCCCCUCCCCAUCACUUAUUCCCCCUCCGCUAACCCCCCUUCGCUUCCUGAGCUCUGCCUGUGUGCUUCCCAAUGACCAGAGGACAGGGACACCCAGGACCCUUUUGUGCAUCGAGCUUUCCUGGUCUAUCAAUGCUUAACUCAGACUCUGUGAUUCUGGGGUUUGUUUAAACCCUUACCAAAGCUGACAAUUUGCCCUUUCUCUGUGUGACGGUUGCGAGGGAUGGCGACGCUGAAGAGGAGUUUGAUUGGAGUGUGCCAGCUGAACAGCACGGGGGACAAGGAGAGAAAUUUUGCUGAGUGUCAGGCGCUGGUGAGGGAGGGGGCAGAGCGAGGGGCCAAGUUCCUCUUCCUCCCUGAAGCCUUUGAUUAUGUUGCCUCAUCUCAGGAGCAGACACUCAGCCAGGCAGAGACCCUGGAGGGCGAUCUCAUCCAACGGUAUUUCCGCAUGGCCAGGGAGACUGGUGUCUGGAUGUCCCUGGGUGGUUUUCACGAGCGAAACCCAGACUGGGAGAGGGAUCGCCGCAUCUACAACACUCAUAUCCUCAUCAACAACUUGGGAGAGUUAGCAGCGAUUUACCGUAAAACUCAUCUGUUCGACGUAGACCUGAAAGGCCGGAUGGCCAUGAAGGAAAGUGACUUCACGAUCCCCGGACCUGCCAUUGAACAACCAAUCAACACACCAAUUGGGAAGGUGGGCCUUGCAACCUGUUAUGAUCUUCGGUUCCCUGAAAUGUCGCUCGUACUGUCUCAGGCCGGAGCAGAAAUCUUGACAUUUCCGUCAGCGUUUACCUUAAUAACAGGACUAGCUCAUUGGGAGCCACUGCUACGUGCUCGCGCCAUUGAGACACAGUCUUACGUUGUAGCUGCGGCGCAGACUGGGAAGCACAAUGACAAACGUACAUCCUACGGGCACAGCAUGGUGGUGGAUCCCUGGGGUUGUGUGGUCGCUCAGUGCCACGAGGGGAGGGACAUUUGCUAUGCAGAGAUCGAUCUGGAUUAUCUUCGGGCUGUCAGGCAGGACAUGCCUGUCAGGUACCAUCGUAGGACUGAUCUCUAUGGGCACCUGAACCCGCUGCCCAUGCACACUGGCGAUCACUGACCUUACACGUUACAGGCAGACGUACUUACGGAGCGUGCUUCAAUGGACAGUAUUCUGAUUCACCUUAAUUAUUUGUAUCAUAAUCAUUAAAACAUCAAUUGAAAAAGAUCCCUCCAUUUGCAAACUUGGAAAA